AUGGAGUCACCAUCUUGGAUGUUCAGCAAAGCGUUAUCACAUCGUCAGAAAGUAUGUCGAUUGUUUAAACGAGCGAUGCGUGAAGUAGAUGGUUAUUACGGUAUGGAUAUUCUGGAAGCUCGUUUCCAGAAGGUAAUAAUGCGGGCUCGUUUCGAUGCCUAUAGAGAAGAAAGAGAUCCUGACAAAGCUCGACUACUAUAUUUAGAUGGCUGUCGUCAAGUAUGGGACGGAAACAUUGGACUACUUUCCGCUGUAAUUGGCUCAGACGUCGGUGGUGCAGCAUACAAUCGUGAUACGCAUAAUAUGCCCGAUGCAAUGCUCGAUAGUACAACGUGGACAAAUGUUGAACGUGAACAAUUUCCUUACUACUUCAAUCGACGUGAGCAAAGAAAGAAAGAACUACUUGCACAUUGGUCUAAGAUUGAGAAAGAAUGGGAUGAUGAAUUGGCUAAAAUCCAAACCGAACUACCGAAAGAGAAAGAAGCUGAGCAGAAAUAA
Molecule: messenger RNA, 498 nt
Organism: Loa loa (African eye worm)
Lineage: Eukaryota; Metazoa; Nematoda; Chromadorea; Rhabditida; Onchocercidae
Product: NADH-ubiquinone oxidoreductase B22 subunit
Exons: 4
Coding region: 1-498 (165 amino acids)
Biological process (GO): mitochondrial electron transport, NADH to ubiquinone
Source: RefSeq, a predicted model, not a curated record